AUGGAUAUAAAGACCUUGCCGGACAAUCUUCAUGAUGAAGUAUCCUGUUCUGAAUGUAUGUGUACAUUCACUGAUCCAAAGCAGUUGCCUUGUUUGCACAGUUUCUGUCUUCAUUGCCUGGACGGAAUUCAACGAACGAGCGGCGUCAAUGGCAAAAUUGCAUGCCCUGAGUGUAGAAGACAGUUUCAAAUCCCUGGAAGUGGAAAUCCCAGCGAGCUUCCCACAAAUUUUCGUAUCAACAGUUUGCUGGAUGUCUUAACAAUUAAAGAGUGCAGUACAGCUAACGUGAAAUGCGAAAAUUGUGACAAGAAGAGCGCCCAGACCUUAUAUUGCUUCCAGUGUUGUUCUUUCUGGUGCGAGGAAUGUAUUUUAGCACAUAACAUAAUACGCACCAAUAAAGAACACAAAACGCUGGCACUAAAGGAUUUUCAAGAUCAAGACCUCGAGGCUGUGUUACAACGACCAGCAAUUUGCCAGAAGAAACAUCAUGAAAAAGAAGAACUGAAGUUCUUUUGCAGGGGCUGUAAAGUCGCCAUUUGCAACACUUGCGCUGUAACGCUUCAUGAAGGUCAUGGUAAGAUGCCCUUGCAAGAAGCUGCAGAUGCGCGCAAGACACAGAUCAACUCCAUGAUUACUUCCUUGAAAGAUAAAAUUGUAGAAAAAAGAAAGGAAGUGGAACAAUUCAACCAAAAGAGCAUGGAAGUUCAAGCGCAAGUAGCCGACGUAAAAAGCCAAGUGCAGACGAAUGUAGACCAAAUGAUUGCAAUCAUCGAAGCGAGGAAACAUGAUGUUUUUGAUGCGGUCGAUAACGAAGCGAAAAAAUUACUUGAAACACUCUCACAGAAAAAAGGCAAAGUUGAAAAUCAAGUAAAAACAAUUGAAUCAGCAAUUGAACAAUCUGAAUCUCUAAUGAAACGAAACUUUAGUACAGAAAUCCUUGGAUUCAACGAAACAUUUGAUAAAAUCCUUCAGGAACAGGGCACCCAAGAAAACCGUGAUACUGAAUGUAUUCCUCGGUUUAGUUUCACGAAAAGUGAAGCAGUGAUAAACGCGUUGAACAGUGAAGGCAUAGGUAAUGUAAAAACUGUUUUUAGCGACACUAAAUCGCAAAAAUCAGCUGGGAUUGCUCGGAAUAAAGAGGCAAUUGUUGCUGACAGUCCUUUUGAGGCUCAUUUACAAACCAAGCGUUACAUUCCUGUGCUAUCAUUUGGACAAAAAGGUGAGUCUGUUGGAGAGCUUAACGGGCCCUGGGGGGUGGCAGUAAAUAAUCGUGAUGAAAUUGCUGUGACUGAGCUCUUCAAUCACAGGGUUUCAGUGUUUAGAAGUGACGGUACCGUCUUAAGAUCGUUUGGUGGGGAGGAUGAGAAAAAUGGUUCCGGGAUCCGAUAA
Messenger RNA from Porites evermanni, 1389 nucleotides. NCBI's taxonomy places the organism in Eukaryota, Metazoa, Cnidaria, Anthozoa, Scleractinia, Poritidae. The record is from the annotation of a GenBank genome assembly.